Messenger RNA from Cinara cedri, 5953 nucleotides. Lineage: Eukaryota; Metazoa; Arthropoda; Insecta; Hemiptera; Aphididae. The record is from the annotation of a GenBank genome assembly.
GGACAUUUGGGCUUGGUCCGCGAUAUCUGGCUCCGCUUUCGAGUUUCGACGCCGCCUCAUAACGUUCCUCGCGAUAUUUUGAAGUUGUUGUUGUUGUUAUUAUUUUUUUUCCGCAUUUAAUUAUUACACCUAUCGGAAUAUUAUUUUUCGCAUUGCGUACGCGUCGUGUUCGUAGUCCGUGCAUUUUGUUUACACCGCGUUCGCUGCGUACGUGCCGUGUACCGUGAUAAGUUCGUUGGUAUUAUUAUUUUUUUACAACACCUAAUCUGUUUUAGAUACGUCUGCUAUGGUGAACGUAAAAUUUUACUUUUUAACGUAGUACAGUAGCUUCUAGUGUUUUUUUUUUUUUUUUAUAUAAUUAUUAUUAUAUAGAUUAUAAUAUUGAUUAUUAUUACUGCACGUGUCGGGUAUCGGGAAUACCAACGAAACGGGACGGUUUGAGGCGAUGGAGGCGGACGAACACCAGGAUGACAACGUCAUCAAAGAUUCCAUUAGCGAUAACGACGAAGAAAAAAACGACAUUGAAAAGGUAAGCGGAGCGUCAACUUACGAACGUAGGUAUGGGCCGCUGGGCGUCGAUUUGUGAGACGCAACGACGAUGACGUGUUGUAGUCUGCAGACCGCUGCCGCCUUGCCUCCCCUCCCCCCCUCAUGACCUUGGCGGAAAAAUCCCAAUUUUCCCGUGGAAACUGCACGUUAGCGUUCUAAUCGUGGAUUGUUAUUAUGAUUGUAAUGUUGUUGUUAUUAUCAUUAGGUGCGGUGGAUUUGGCGGGGAGCUAGCACGCGGGUAGGUGUGUGUGUGUGUUGGUGAACGGGCGAUAUUAAUGGGGGGGAGGAGUCAUUCUUCGACGGCGCGAUAUCGUCGCGUAGCCGGGAAAAUGGGCGGAGGGGCGACGUUUAAGGACGUAACGAAAAGCGUUCGGGACGUCGUCGUACACUCCGCGCGCUCCUCCGGUCAAGGGUGUUUGUCCGUGGUGACGGUGGAAUAAUUGCGGUCCGUGGCGCAGUGGUGGUCGUUGAGGUAGUCUGCUGAAAUUUCAGUCGUCGGGAUUUUUUUACGAGCCCCCCGAAUAUUCUUGACUCGUCGCCUGUAUACAGUAAUGGUAAUUUUGACUCGCUCCCCCUAUUCAUAUCCCAAGGAAAAAAUACCCUCGAUUUUGGUGUGUGGGUUUAUUUGUUGUUUUCGUGUGUAUAUAUACCUACUUACAUAAUUGGUAUGGUAGGUAAUUAUUAGAGAAAUUAUUAUAUUUUCUAUGUAUGAAUGAAUGUUCGUGAUUCACAUACAAUAGCAUCAUUUACAUUAACAGCUUUAAGCCUCGAUUUUUGAUACUGUUACAAAACCCAGGUAGGGAAGGUACUGUUUCACUUAAGACUUUCAUCUGCUCCUUAAAAAUAAACCUAUUAGAAGUGAAACGAAAAAUUGAUUGUACCUAGUUUUGCUAGGAAUAGACACACUGCACGGGAUAUUUUUAUGACCAAAUUAUUAUUCUGUAUGUAUUGCCUGGAACUAGAUAUUAAAUAUUAUUAACCUUCAAAUUCGAGACUAAAUUUCUGUAUUGCUGAAAUAAUAAACUCAAUUUACACUGGAGAUAUCCAUAACUGUCGUAUUAAAUUGUAUUUGUUAUUGAGGAUAUAAAAUUAAAUUUAUUUUGAUAAUUUAACACAAUGUUAUAACGUUAUUAUUAUUAUUAUAGCAACAACAACAACAGCAGCAACAACAACAACAACAACAACAACAACAACAACAACAACAACAACAACAAGACCAACAGCCGACAAUAGUGCAAUUGCACAAUGGUCAACCACACAUCAUUACGCUGGCAAAUUUACAAAACUUAUUGCCUCUGCAGCAAGUUCAACAGUUGACACAACAGAGUCAACAAAAUCAAGCCAUCAAAACUAUAUCACCAAAUGGGACAACAUUACAACCAAUACUUUCUGUUCAGGGUUUGCCCGGUCAAUUUAUUCAGGUAUUAUAAUCUUACCUAAAUAUUGUAAUUUUAUUUUAUUACUUUGCCAUAUAUGUUUAUCAUAAUAUUGUAUUUGAUAAUCAUUUUCUUAUGAUAGCAAAAUAAUCAAACAAUAACAGUCGACGGUCAAGAAGCACUAUUCAUUCCUACAAACACUAACCCUGGUCAAGGGGCACCAACUAUUUUUACACCAACCGGGCAGAUUGUUCGACCAUUACAGACAAUUCAGCUUCAAUCUGGUAUGAUGUGUAAACCAUUAUUGUUAAAAUGUUUGUUUUUAUUUUAUAAGUCAUUCAUUUUGAUAAUUUAGGACAAAAUAUUUCUGUGCGUCAAUCAAACAUGCCGCAAGUAGUACAGUUGCCUUCCGUCCAGCAAACCAUUCCUGUUCAAGUGCCAAUAUCUUCUAACGGCCAAACAUUAUACCAAACAGUGCACUUGCCAAUACAAUCUUUUGGUUCGUCAUUACCAAACAUUAUACAGGCUAAUCAAGGUCAAUUAAUGCAAAUCCCUCAGUUAAUGCAAAUGGCCCAAUCACCACAAAUGGCACAGAUAGUCAAUAGUAAUGGCCAAAUACAGACAGUUCAAUUAGCAUCGCCGAUUGGUAAUGGCCAACAAAUACAGAUAGUAAAUACAUCCAGUGCCAAUAAUCAAUACCCAAAUGCGACCACACCAGCUACUUCGCCAAAUGUUAUGCAUGUAAGUCAUAAUUAUUGUGUUAAUUGGUAUUUAGAAUUUUAUGAUAUGAGUUAAUGUAAAUUAUCUUAUUCAGGCUAGUUCUUCGCCAAAUUCUUCUUCGAGUAGUAAUGAAAAUAGUCCACAACCACAGCCGGUCACCAUUCAAACUCCAACGGGCCAAACUUUACAACUUAUACCUCAACAAAUGUCUCUUGGAAGUAAGAGUCUUUUUAAUUAAUAAAUAAUUUUUCUUUUUAAAUAUUUUAUUUCUAACUGCAUAUGUUUUCAUUGUUUAGAUAACCAACAACAACUGACCGUAAUACCAACAUCAAACCUUCCUCAAUUUUUACAAAACAACAAUAAUGUUACAAUUAGAGGGAACAAUGUUGUACAAGUAUAAUUAUAAUAUUUAAUAUACAUUUUAAUUAUAGCUAAUCAAUUUUUAUAUAUCAAUAGUUACCGGCUGCCCAAAACACAAACCAACCACAAACUGUGAACAUACCAGGAAUUGGAACUGUACAAAUCAUUACUUCUCUUGGAGGACAACAAGGUACAUCUAAUAAUGCCACUCAAACAUUACCGCCCGGACUCCAAAAUAUACAAGUCAUUAAUGCUGGUAUGUGUUAGCAUGUAGUAUAUCAUUAGUAAUUAUGUAAAUAAUUUAAAUUGAUUUUUUAGCAUCCGGCCAGCAAAUAGAAAACAUGGAUCAAAAGUGGCAAAUUAUUCCAAUUACUGCACCAAUGUACCAAGAUGGAAGUUCAGUUACUGAAUAUGAUUCUCCAAGUGAAGAAAAACCACGAACAAGAAGAGUGGCUUGUACAUGUCCCAAUUGUAGUGAUGGAGAAAAACGGUAGGAAUUUAUUAUUUAAAAUUACAAAAUUAAACAAAACCAUGCAUUUUCAAUUAAGUUUUUUCUUAUUUUGAAAUAUUGAAAUAUUGAUUUCUCUCUAUCUCUUUCUCUCUCUCUCUCUCUCUCUAUAUAUAUAUAUAUAUAUAUAUAUAUAUAUAGAUUGGGUUUUUUUUUAAAUAAUAUAAAUAAAAUAGAUUAAAAGAUUUUUUUGUUUUCUUACUUUUAUAGAAAAAAAUAUUAUUUAUUUUUAUAAUUAUAAAUUAUUGAAUUAUUUAUUAAUAAUUGAAGUAAAAAUGUAUUAUUCAUAUUUAUAUAAAUAUAUCUGGUAUACAUCUAGGUAAAAAAUUCUAGAUCUAUAAUAUCCGAGGAAAAAAUAUAAAUGUAUAAUUAAUAAAUGCUCAUUUUAUUCACUUCCAAUAAGAUAUGAUAUUCAUGUACAUAGUAAUUCUUUACUGCUCAGUUACAAUUAAGCUAAUAAUACAAUAUUUAAAAAUCACAUUCGCCAGUAAAUUGUUAAAAUAUUAAAACAUUAUCUGUGAGUAUAUUAAUAGAAAAAUAAUAAUAAAAAAAGGUAAAAUAAUACCUAGUAAUAAAAUAUAAAUAAUUUUGUUUUGUAACUGAGUUGUCAAAAAUUACUUUAAAUGUAUAUGAAUAACAACAUAAUUAUUUAUUACUUAUUAUACAUUUAUAUUUUUAUUUUUUUUUUCGGAUAUAUAUUCCAACUGAAUUAUUUUUUCCUUGGAUAUUAUAGAUCUGAAUAUUUUUACCAUUUGGUAUACUAGGUAAAACAAUGAUACAUUUCAUUAUUUUAAUAAUUAUCUAAAAAUUUUAUUUAUAGUAACGGUGCUGGUAAAAGGGUGCAUAUUUGUCAUGUGCCGGGUUGUAAUAAAAUGUACGGAAAAACGUCUCAUUUGCGUGCUCAUCUCAGGUGGCACACAGGAGAACGGCCUUUCAUUUGUAAUUGGCAACACUGUGGUAAACGGUUCACUCGAUCAGAUGAACUUCAGGUAUACAAUUUUACUAUUAAGUUAAUUAUCCAACAAACCGUACACGUGCAUAUUAAUUAAUUAUAUUUCAAUUAUAGAGACAUAAUCGAACGCAUACGGGAGAGAAGAGGUUUCAGUGUAAUGAAUGUCCCAAACGAUUUAUGCGUAGUGACCAUUUGCAAAAGCAUGUCAGAACACAUCUUAAACAAAAAUUGAUGGUGAGAAAUAGUAUUAUAUUGUUAGGACAAUUUUAUUCAGUUUAAAGAUUUUGAUUAAUAAGUUGUGAAGCUAAAUAAGUGUUCAUGAGUUACUUUCAGUUCUAAUGAUAUUUAUUUACAAUUAUCAUUUGUUAUGAAUUGGUUAUAUUAUAAUAAAGUAUUAUCAUUUGUUUAUUUUUAUAGGACAGUAAUGGAGUUGUAUUAAAACACGAAUCAGAAGUUGAUGUCGAUGAAUUGGGUUUAGAAACUAAACAUCAUAAUAUGAAUACCAUAAUUUUAGAACAGGAUGAUAGUUCCUCAUCCUGUGAAAAUAAAAUGAUUAUUUUACAUGAAGAAACUGUAUAAUUUUUAAAUUUUUUUUUACGUUGGUUAUAAAACUUUUUACAAUUUUUAAAUGUUGGUUAUGUGUAACCCUAGCUCAUAUACUAUGGAUAGAACCACAGUCUAUCUCUUAUGUGUUACAAAAUUGUGCUCUUAUAAACCAAAUACACACUAUAACUGCAUGUAUAAAUAAAUAUGAUAUUUAUAUUAAAUAUCUAUUAUAUUUAUACAUGACAGAAAUAUCUUGCAAACACAAUUGGUAGUUUAUCAAUCAAUAAUUUAAAUAUAAAUCAUAAUUUAAUUUAAAAAUGUAUGUGUGCAGUGAUAGUGUAUAAUUUGACAUAUAGAUAUAUAAUAGCACAAUUUCAUAGCAUGAUGGCUUAUGGAUCCAUAGUUAAUGAUCUAAUUGUGUAACAAAAUUUUUUUUUAUGUCUUUAAUCUCUUAGUUAUUUUAUGUUAGGAUGUGUUAGUUUACUGUUAUUUUUAUAUAUUAUUGAUUAAUAUUUUAUUUUUAUUUAAGUUUUAUGAAACUUAUUACUUUUUAUUUUGUUUUUGUAAUUUGUACAUAUCUAUCAUCAAAUUGUAUUUUGUAUUAUUUUGUAAACCAUGAUGAUAAAAUUAUUGUUACCUUUUAUUUAUGUAUUAUACAUUUUGACAUAUUAUGUCAUAACAAAAUUAUUAUCGUUUGAACUAAAACAAAAGUAAAAAUAAAUAAUUUUAAACAACAACCAAAAAAAUCAUUGUUUUCUCGUAGCAAUGUAAUCCAAUCCAAUAUGUCACAUCCAUAUUAAGUAAUUGAGUUUUCAUCAAUGUCUACCAGAAUUUAAGUUGUUUUAAUGUUCAUGCAAUAGAUGAAUAUAGACACAAAUUGUAUAAAUUUCAUGUAAUGAAAAUCGUUAUUUUAUACAUUGUAUAAUUUUUUUUUUAAAUUUA